AUGUUUCAUUUGGAAAGUUUGAGGGUCUCUCAAUGUCUCUUGAUGUGCAGAGCACAGAGCCUCUGCCCUGGUCACAGUCCCCAUUGGACUAACCCGUUUUACCACCAAGAUCGCCAUCUGACGCCAACCUCCACUGAGAUGGCACCCAAGAAGAAAAAUCCCAAGAAGAACAAAGUGGACAAGGGCGAGGAUUCCCCAGCUCAUGUGAUGGUGGAGGACACUUUGCUGGAUAUCGAUCACCUCAACCACUUGAACGGUCUGUAUGAAAAUGUCUCCAAUGGCUUCCGCUGCACUGCCACAGAAGUCAGGAACCCCAACCAUGGAGGCAGCCUCCUGGAGGAGAUGAGUCAAAUGUGUCAAGAGCGGUUCCUUUGUGACCUCACCAUUGCCACCAAAACCAAGUCCUUCGAUGUCCAUAAGCUUGUCAUGGCUUCAUGCAGCGAGUAUUUCCACAGCCUGCUGAAGAGAGAUCCCAACUUGCCACGAGUAGAACUCAACGAUGUCUCCCCUCUGGGCUUGACUACCAUUAUCACUUACGCCUACACCGGUAAGCUGAAUCUCUCCCUGUACACCAUUGGCAGCACCAUCUCAACCGCCAGCCGCCUACAAAUACGUGCUUUGCUCAACAUGUGCAGUGACUUCCUCAUUCAGGAGAUAAACGUAGAGAACUGCAUGUAUAUCGCCAACAUCUCGGGGGCGUACAACCUCAACCAGGCCAAGGAUGCCACCCAAAAGUUCAUCCAGGAAAACUUCCUGGAGUUCUCUGAGACUGAGCAGUUCAUGAAACUCACCUUUGACCAGCUGAACGAGCUGCUGAUUGAUGAUGGUCUGCAGAUCCCAAAUGAGGUCAUUGCCUUCCAGAUUGCCAUGAAAUGGCUCGAGUUUGACCCUAAGCGAGUCACAUAUGCUGCCAGCCUCCUGAGCAACAUUAGAUUUGGCACCAUAUCAGCUCCCGAUUUGGUCAACCAUGUGCAACCAGUACCACGGAUGAUGCAAGAUCCUGAGUGCCACAGGCUGCUGGUGGAGGCUAUGAAUUACCAUCUGCUCCCUUACCAGCAAAAUACCCUUCAGUCCAGAAGAACCAAAAUCCGUGGAGGCCAAAGGGUGCUAGUCACAGUUGGUGGCCGUCCAGCUUUGACCGAGAAAGCUCUUAGCAGAGAGAUCAGCUACAGGGACCUGGAUGGAAACUGGAACAAGAUGGCUGAGAUGCCAGCGAAAAGUUUCAACCAGUGCGUCAUUGUGAUGGAUGGGUUCCUCUAUGUGGCAGGAGGGGAAGAUCAAAACGAUGCUAGGAACCAGGCUAAGUAUGCAGUCAACAGUCUGUGCAGGUAUGAUGCUCGCUUCAACACCUGGCUGCACCUGGCCAGCAUGCUGCACAAGAGGACUCACUUCAGUCUGAGCGCCUACAAUGGUCUCCUCUACGCCAUCGGCGGGCGCAACGCAGAGGGGGUCCUGGCCUCCAUCGACUGCUACAUCCCUUCCACCAACAGCUGGCAGAGCAAGGCCGGCAUGGAGAUCCCUCGCUGCUGCCACGCCAGCACGGUCAUCGACGGCAAGAUCCUAGUCACCGGGGGCUACGUCAACAACUGUUACUCACGCACUGUGUGCAGCUACGAGCCCAGCACAGACACCUGGAGAGACCGGGCUGGGCUCAGCACGCCCCGGGGCUGGCACUGCGCUGCCACCUGGGCUGAUCGUGCCUACGUCCUAGGGGGCAGCCAGCUGGGCCCCCGAGGUGAGCGGGUAGAUGUGAUCCCCAUGGAGUGCUACAAUCCUGACACAGGCCAGUGGAGCUAUGUGGCGCCUGUGCCCACUGGGGUCAGCACAGCCGGGGUAACGAUCCUUGACGGGCGCAUCUGCCUAGUGGGAGGCUGGAAUGAGAGUGGGAAGAAAUCCCAGAAGUGUGUGCAGAGCUACAACCCGGAGCUGAACGAAUGGGCAGAGGAGGAGGAUCUCCCCAAGGCCACCGUGGGUGUGUCCUGCUGCACCAUCACCCUCCCGCACCAAAGCAGCAAAGGAUCCAGGACUAGCUCAACGGCAUCGGCAGCGGUCAGCAUCUAAUGGAGGAGCUGGGGGCUAGCAUUUCCGCCUGCAGCUGGGGACGCAGACAGAGCUCAAACCUUGCUUCAGAUUGCAGGGGAGCUGAGAUCAGAAAGCACCAAGAGACCUGGGAACUAAGCAAUGGCUCGUUUCACAGCAGUAGGGGAGCCUGUGGAGCAGCACGAUCUAGCGGUUAGAGCGGUGUUUGGCGAUCUUUGACACACUAUCUAAUGGUUAGCACAGGGCCCUGGGAGCUAGAAACACCUGGAUUCUUAUUCCAGCUGUGAAACGAAAGCCCUCUGUGGCCUUAGGCAGGUCACUAGCCCCCCUACACCAUGAGUAAAAUGACACUGACCGCCACUGGGAGGAAGCACCUCAAAGCUAAGAAGCCCUGUGGACAUACUCAGCUUUAGCAUUGUCUCUGCCCAUCUCUAUGUCUGAUCCCCUCCCUCCUCGAGUCAGAGGCCUCCCAUCUCUUCUCCAGCCCACCUGCACUGCAGUCAGAUGGGGAAUGACGUGUGGCUGGUGGGCUGGGUCCUUAUCUGACCAUUUAGAUGGCUGAGAGCUGCGGCCAACACUGGCAAAGCAACCUUAAUGUCUAACCCCCGUGUUACCCAGCUAGACGUUGGCCUCCUGUGAUGGACUGGUCCAUGAAGCCUCUGCAGGGUUUUCUCCUGCACCACAGGGCAGGGUGGGUGGCACAUGGAACAUCCCAGUGUGGCCAGAAAAGCCCAUGUUCCUUUCAGUGACAUGGGUAGGCUCCAUCCUCUGUCACACACCUCCCCCCUGUGGACUGCAGAUCAACCCAAUCACAAGCAAACCCACUACCCUCAAGCAAGCCAACCCCUAGCAAGACAAUAGAGAACAAUAGAGUCCCUAUCUAUGCGUACCGCCAGGGUUGCCCGAUUCCUUCCAUUCUCACCUUGGUUUUGUUUCCCAUCUAAUCAGGGAAGCCAGUGAGAUCUGACAAUGGGUCAGCGCUGAUGGUAUCAGGUAAUGAUCAGAAUAUGUGACUCAACACAGGGCAGGCAAAGACCCACCAUCCCUCACCGGCUUCAGCUAGAGCUUCAGUUCCCCGGGAACAUGGUCUGGCUCAUUGUAGCCAGUCUGAUGUCAAGAGAGACGUUUCCCAAAUCUGGUCAUUGUUUAACCAAAUUUAUUCCCAACAUUAUGGAUAAGGGAAGACACCUAAUUCUUUAGGUAGCGGCAUUUUGGAUUGACGUGAGACCCCAAAACAAGGCACCUUUUAGCUGUAGGCAAUGGCUUAAUUUCUUCAUGCUGCAGGAUGUAACAAGGAGACAAGGUGGUUCCGUGGUUACAGCUGGCAAUCAGGAAAUGUAACUGCUGCUGGGACUAUGUGACUUCAGGCCAGUUACUUCACUCUCCUUCUCCUGUUUCCCCUUCCGUAAAAGGGGGAUCGUGGAAAGAACGACCCUCCCCCAGAAAGCAGUUGGAGAUCUUCAGCUGGACGAUGCCAUAGAAAUGCAAAUUGCCACUCCUCUCCUCCUAGCAAGCAGCCCUGCCAUUCAUGUCACCCCCUAACACAGCUAAAAGGUAAAUAGGGUUUCCUCCCCUUCUUUCAACCUGUCAUUUUAGGAGGUUUUUUUUGCUUUGUUAGGAUCAGAGUUAAGGUUAGAAUGCCACUGCACCAACUCUGUCCUUUCAGUUUGGAGUCAUUCCACGGUCUCCUCAAAUCUCCUUGUUCUAUCAAGGCAAGUUUUGAGCUCUAGGGAAGCGUUUGAUGGACUGUCUGCAUUUCUGGCUGCGUGUCAAGGUGCCUAUGAAUGCCCGUAACUUUAACUCCACACCACAGGUGCUAAGCAGGGCAUGAUGCACUGAAGCAACCAGGGAGGAAAGGAGGAUUUUGAUCACCAAUCUGGUUGAAGUAUAGACUGUAUCAGAGCUGGAUAAAACAAAAAACAAACAACCAAAGAAAACAUACAAAUAAACUGGAGUCACUUACAGGGAGAUCCUAUUACAGGAAUAGUAAAAAUGAUGAAAGUGACAGACUCCUAUGGCACCUUAUAGAGUAACAGAAGUAUUCACCCACAAAAGCUUAUGCUCCAAUACUUCUAUAAGGUGCCACAGGACUCUAUAAGGUGUCGCUUUUUACAGAUCCAGCCUAACACAGCUACCCCUCUGAUACUUAAAAAUGAUGAGACUCAUAAAAAUUCCAGUAGUUACACCCUUCUACGUUAGCCAGAAGAAAUAAGGCUAAGAAAGAACAGUGACCCUUGACAUGUACCUGUUAAAUCCGAGAAAAUGUAUUUAUCUUCUUUAAUAGUGUCUAGGGAAGUGAGUUGCUAGGGCACCAGAUAAUUAGAACAGAUGUAAACAGACCUGUAAUUACAGGGAUACACAAACCCUUUCCCUCAUCUAGCGGCAAGUACCACAAACCUUAACCAGAAAGUCCAGUCUAAUAUUCACACAGGGCGAGUUAUAGUCACAGGCAGCAGUUGAGAGCUGCUUCCCUUGACCUGGCAACCUGCGCCUGGCCUCAGCCAUUGCUAACACAACAGCAGAGAACCUGGAAUAUGGAAAAUUCUUAAAAAUCGAAAGGAAGAAACAUUUGGGUAGGACAAUGGCACGGGGCGUGGGGGGCGGAAUUUAAUGGACGAGAAGUUUGCAUUGUUGGAUGAAAGGGUCUGUAUAUUGGAAACGUGUUUGGGAAUGAGGGGGCAGGGUGUGGUUAAAAGGGCUGUACCGUGCUAACUCCCUGGUAGAGCUGUCACAUUUCAGUUAAAAGCACAGAAUUCACCCCCUACUAGAACUGUAAUAGCUCCAUAGGCCAUUAAGCCAUGCUGCCUACCAGAGAGCUGCAAUGCCAUUAGAAGAGCCGUAAGCUGGAGAGAGGCAACUUUCCACCCUCCUAUUAAGCAGCACUUUGAGCCCCUGCCCAUCAUGGGGUGCAAGUGGAGCACUGGAGCAGUAAUUAAGGUGUGACGUGCAGCAGCACUGAGACGAGAUUGAUGUCUAGUUCCCAGCCCCCAUCUAGGGCCCGGACCAUCCUGCAGACCUAACUACUGCCUCUCAGGGAAGUGGAUUACUUCCGCCGACAGAGAACCUGUCCCAUCAGCCUAGGUUGUGUCUACACCAAAGUGCUGCUGCUACCAUUGUAGCAUUUCUACGGUAGACAAGCCCCAUGUUUAUACUUAAAAUGCUACAGAACUGCUGCAGCACUUCAGUGUGGACAUUCACUACAGUAACAGGAGGGCUUCUUCCAUCACUGUAGUUAAUUCACCUCCCUGAGAGGCAGUAACUAGGUCAACAGAAGAAUUCUAUUAACCUAGCGCUGUCUACAGCGAGCGUUAGGUCAGCUUCACUGUCUCUUGGGGUGUAGAUUUUUCACACUCUUGAGACACACACACCCCAAUAUAAGUUUUCAGUGUAGACUAGCCUCAAGUCUUGGGUCCUGUCUAUAUAACCAUGCAACCCAUGGGGCAGCAAGCAAACAUCUCUGCACCAGCCAUUCUAAGUUUGGUCUUGUUUGUUCAGGCAGGCUGAAACCAUGUUUAAUGAACCACACUACACUCCUAAACCCUGGCCAGCCCUUUAAGGGAGUGCUGCUGUAUUAAGUGACAGAGGGAAGUGUGGGUCAGGGAAGGGACAGCCAAGAUAGACACACAGAAUAGUCAAUUUAACUGCACUUGGUCGAUUUUUCAACCCUAGCUGCCAGAUCUGGUGUAGGUGCCUCUGAUGGGUUUUCAGUAGAAUUCACAUUUCAGUUCAGAAAUGCAUUGAUUGCCGCUAAGAACUGAUCAUUUCAGGUAGAGUUCACUCUAACAAGCAUGAAGCUAUUUAAGGAUAGUGGAAGCUCCAGAGCCGUAACUUCAGUUGAAGAACAGCUAAACCACUCACCAUACGUUUGUUUCUCUAUCAACCAAACAAGCCACUCCACAUUUUUUCCUUUCACAACUCUGUUGCUGCCAGCACUGGCUCAGUUCACUAGUUGGAAGACUGACGACAAUGCUUUCCAUAGUACGUAGAAAGACAAUCUUCCAAAGGAUUUGAUGGGCGGCCGUCAAGCCAAUGUAUUAGUUACCAGUAGCACAGAGCAAGUAGUGCCCGGGUGUCCGAGUCAAGCGUUUGCCUCAUUUGUGAGCUAUUCACUGUUUCAGAGGCACUAGAGCUGAAGAAGAAUUUGUUAUGGGUGCAGAGAAGCUGCAAAUAGGCAUCAGGGAGUGUUCGACUCUACCUGUAUGAACUGCAUUGUCCUGAAAAGAACGGUAUCUAUUAAAUGGAAUAA
This is a messenger RNA of Mauremys reevesii (Reeves's turtle), 6286 nucleotides long. Its product is annotated as kelch-like protein 31. The coding region runs from base 1 to 2061 and encodes 686 amino acids. The record is from RefSeq and is a predicted model, not a curated record. Gene Ontology annotation, cellular component: cytoplasm; nucleus. Gene Ontology annotation, biological process: negative regulation of protein phosphorylation. Gene Ontology annotation, molecular function: protein binding. Lineage: Eukaryota; Metazoa; Chordata; Testudines; Geoemydidae. The transcript is spliced from 3 exons.